AUGAGCUGGCAGGCUGGCAUUACCAGCAAAAAAUCCGCCGUGAUUUUUAGGUGGAUCCUGAACAAAAAAUCGAAAACCUCAUAUAUCCCGAUGUCAGAGUCAGAAGAGUACAGAAUUGCUGUGGCCGGUCUGCAGAAGCAAGUCAAUGAGCUGCGCCAGAUGCUCGAGUGCGAUGACAGUCAGGCAGGUGUCUCCACCGACGCAUCUGCUGAGAGCGCAGCCACGAUCAAGCAGCUCGAGGACGAGAACCGCAAGCUGACUGUGCGCAUCUCGCACCUCCUGCGCGCACUUGACCGCAAGGACACCGAGCUGCAGGCGCUCCAGCAAGAUUAG
Linderina pennispora is the source of this 333-nucleotide messenger RNA. RefSeq lists its product as uncharacterized. Lineage: Eukaryota; Fungi; Kickxellomycota; Kickxellomycetes; Kickxellales; Kickxellaceae. The transcript has a single exon. The record is from RefSeq and is a predicted model, not a curated record. Bases 1 to 333 code for a protein of 110 amino acids.